AUGGGAAUUUGCGGUAGCUCCACCAUAAGAUCACAGCCUAGUGAUAAAUUAAUUGAAGAGAACAAAGGAAAGAAUGGAAACUAAAGCUCAUAAUCUAAAACAGUUAGAUUGUUUGACUACAAUCAAAAUAAGAUAGUUUAAGUGCCUGUGUUAAAACCAGCUACUUAGAAUACUUUAUAUUUUAAGAGAUAAGCGCAAAGUCCGAAUAAAAAUCAAGAUACUGUGCAAUAACUCACACAACCUUGA
This is a messenger RNA of Paramecium octaurelia, 246 nucleotides long. NCBI's taxonomy places the organism in Eukaryota, Ciliophora, Oligohymenophorea, Peniculida, Parameciidae. The record is from the annotation of a GenBank genome assembly.